Messenger RNA from Saprolegnia diclina VS20, 1227 nucleotides. RefSeq lists its product as hypothetical. The transcript is spliced from 11 exons. Gene Ontology annotation, biological process: magnesium ion transport. The coding region runs from base 1 to 1227 and encodes 408 amino acids. NCBI's taxonomy places the organism in Eukaryota, Oomycota, Saprolegniomycetes, Saprolegniales, Saprolegniaceae. Gene Ontology annotation, molecular function: magnesium ion transmembrane transporter activity. The record is from RefSeq and is a predicted model, not a curated record.
AUGGACGCGACGCCGUUCGCACAGGUGGUGACGCCAAGCUUCCGCCGGACAGCAACCAAGUCGUCGGACGCCCACGAUAUCAUCCUCGUACCCGACAUGCUCGCGAGCCGCCACCGCGACAUCCUCUGCACCGCCGAGCCCCUCCCACGCAACGGCAAGCGUUUGGCGCUUCGGUUUGCGGACGACGGCAGCGUGAGCUACGAAGAGAUCUCGCGCGCCGACGUACUUAAAUUGGUGCAAGCGAACGCGAAUGACAUGUCAUUGCAACGCCACCAGUAUCUCUCAAUCACCAGUGUAUACUGGCUCCCAAUCCCCGGCAGCGACCCCCGCCGGCGCAGCAAGUCCUUAGGUCUACCCAUCUUUGGCACCAGCGACGUGGCGAGCAUUCAUGUGCGAGACAUGCGCAAGCUCGACAGCACGUUCUCGAUCUCCAACGAACCGUCCUUUGUGGUUCGCAAACAAGCCAUCUUGAUCAACACGGACCCGCUUCGAAGCGUGGUGCUCCGCAAUUGCUGCUACGUAUUUUUGCCCGACGGGGCGGACGGGCUCAUCUCGACGCUCAAGCAGCACUUCAAGGAACCCAUCUUUGGCAACGACCCCAAAUCGAUGCCGUUUGAGUUUCGCGCCCUAGAAGCCAUUUUGGCGACCAUGGUUCGGAUGCUCACUGCGGACUGCGACCGCGUGAUCCCGAUCGCUCAAACGGCCAUGGACAAAAUCUCCCAAUCCCAAGUGCGAACCAAAGAACUCGAGCGCCUCCGAACCCUCAAAAACGUUCUCAACGAACUCAAAUCACAGGUCAAUGGUCUGCAUCGGAUUUUGAUCGAGACGCUCGAAGAUGAGUACACGCUGCAUUACCUCUACUUGACCAAAAUGAUGGACACGCCGUGCUACCUGCCGGAUGGCAGUUGGAGCUACGACUCGGAGUACGCAGAAGCCCUCUUGGAGACCUAUUUACAGGAAAUGUACAACCAGCGAGCGCGCAUCGAGCUCACAAUGAACAACAUUGAGAACACCGAGAGCAUCGUCAUGAUGCAGCUCGACGCGACGCGAAACUCGCUCCUCUCGGUCGACUUGUCGCUGACGUCGUUUACAACAUUUAUCAACGUCCUCCAAGAAGUCGACGGGCUCUUCUUCAUCCUCUUGGGAAUCCUUGCAGUCUUCCCCUUCGUCGCGUACAUUUGCUUCAAGCUCUACUUUCUGAAGCGCGGGAUUGUCCUCUUGGGCUAA